Messenger RNA from Fusarium poae, 1047 nucleotides. RefSeq lists its product as uncharacterized. Bases 1 to 1047 code for a protein of 348 amino acids. The transcript is spliced from 2 exons. Lineage: Eukaryota; Fungi; Ascomycota; Sordariomycetes; Hypocreales; Nectriaceae. The record is from RefSeq and is a predicted model, not a curated record.
AUGGCUACUCCUCCGGGUCCUGCCUCGCCAUCUCUGAAUAUUCUUCCUUCGAACCAGAGUACUGUUAACCAUUCUCGUUCGCCGUCUUUUUCAUCACCUGCCCUGACCGCUUCACAACCGCCUUCCCAGGAGCUGGGCGUUGGAGGGCCUGGACCGAUAAGACAUCCUCGUCCGUUGACCGCUGCCGAACUUCACCUCGAGCUUGAAAAGGAACAGGAAGCUGUUGUAAAUCGCUUAUCUCGCGAGCUGUCACUUCUUCGAGCUGCCCAGAACGCCUCGGUCGUGUCCAACACUUCAUCCACCUCCGCUGCAAACUCAUCCCAUGAUGUAGCCGAACAAUCUCGCCUAUCAGGUGCAGGCUUCUCCAUUCCCACCGCUCGACACCACCGAACGUCAUCGACCACGUCUCAGGGCAUUGCCAGCCAGCAGCUGUCAUCGUCCUACGAAGCACGGAUCCACGCUCCUCGCCCCUCACAUGCUACCCCUCUCUCGCGGCAGGAUAGUACCGCCUCUCGGAGGAGCCUGACAAAUUCUCCCGGACCGCAACACAGCAGCAGUCUCGAUCCGUCCAAUUACUUUCAACAACAGCGACUCCCGCCUACGUCGAUCCCACCGAGUUCCGUUGGUGCAAUACCCGGAAGCCUCAGCGAGCAACUGAGUCCCGGACUUAUGCCAGCUACCAUGCGAUACGAGGAGACGGCAUUUUACAGAGGCGAGCUCGAGACUGCCAAGAAGGAGAAUGAUGCUUUGAAGCGAAAGAUCAGGGAGUUGGAGAGACAGGUUCGUCAACGAAGGGCUAGUGAUACAAGUCGACCAAGGAGCGAUAGUGUCAGUACCACCACCAGCAUGAGCGUGACUCCCGCUGGGGGAGCGAGCAUAGCAGGACCACGAGAAGGACUACUUAUUCGACCUGGUGGUGAUCGGGAACGAGGCAUGACAACACAGAGUAUCGCCAGUGUAGCUAGUGUUGGCGUUGGCGUGCCCGAGGAAGAAGUCAAGGUUGGUGAGAGUGCUGCUAGUGCUGGCGUCGCACAUAAUACGCAAUAG